This is a messenger RNA of Rotaria socialis, 1725 nucleotides long. Lineage: Eukaryota; Metazoa; Rotifera; Eurotatoria; Philodinida; Philodinidae. The record is from the annotation of a GenBank genome assembly.
AUGGCGUCACCGCUCAUUCUGUUGAUGUAUGCGAUUGUCGGACCAUUUACGGUUUUAAAACUUUAUGCUAAAAAUCUCAUGUACUAUGCUUAUGAAAAUGAUAUUCUCCUUAAAAUGUCAGCUUCAAUCAUUAGUUUAGCACUUGGCGCUCAAGUAUGUUAUAGAUAUCAUUGCCAACAUACGCUCGUUUGGUUAACAAGUGGCUUAUCGAUUUUUCUUCUCAACUAUUGGUACAUAAUACCAUUUCUACUCAUCUAUAUUCUACCUAUUAUAAAUAAAUCAGUUAAAUAUUGGUUUAAAAUUGUCGCCUUUUUCUCUGACCAAAUUCUUCGACCACAAAGUACAAAACUUCGUCAAAUACUACCAUCAACGUGGACAUUUCAAUCGAAUCAAAAACUAUGGCCCAUUGAAAGUAUUCAUAUGAUGUUAAAAUAUGGUUCAAUAGGCCCAGCAAUUUUUUGUGGCUAUGAAAUAUAUUCAUAUUUAUUCUUUGGCAUUAGUUUUAAUUCAUGCAUUGCAAUAACUACAAUAAUUCUUGUAACGACAACAUUAUGGCAUAUACUUGAAGCCAUCGAUCGGGAUCUUCAUCCGUUUAUAUUUGCAAUUAUAAUACAAUAUUAUAUAGCGCCAAUAAAAUCAUUUUUAAAUAUUCCGUUAACACUUUUAUUGACAACAUUUUUAUUUCCAUUAUUGAACAAUCUUUUAACAUGUAAUUCAGUUCAACAAUUUAUACAUAACAUGACAUUAUUAAAUUUUCGAGCAUUUUUUGAAUCAAAUAAUUACUAUAAACGAUUUUAUUGCGAAGCUGUUAAUUUAUUUAUCACAUUCUAUUUGAUAUAUCAUGUUUUUAUGGCUUGUUUAAGCGAUAAUGUUUCUUGGAUAUUAACAAUAGCAAUGAUAAAUUUUCUAUUUAUUUAUCUAUAUUCAAAUUUAACAUAUUUAAUAUCGUUUCAGCCGAGCAUGAUUAUGUUUUUAUUUUCAUUAAUCAUUCUCAGUAAAUCGAUUGUUUAUCAACGUAUUGACGAUCAUUUCAUUUCGAAAUUUUUCCUUUUAACUAUGAACUUAACAUUCUAUUUCGCUUUGAUCUAUCCAUUGUUAUAUCAUGUACUACGCCGUUCAACUAUUAAGUCCUGCAAUCGUAUUGGAUCAAAAUUACAAGUACUUCGAGAAACAAUCAACCAGAAAAUAUCUCAAUUUAUUAAAACAUAUUUUAGUAUCACAUAUAUUCAUGAACCGACUAAAUGUUUUAUAUUACAUUUAUGCAACAUGUUAAUCACCAUUUGCCUUCUAACAAUACGUCCAUUAGAUAUUUUCUUACGUUUAAUACUAUCUCUAUUGAGUUAUUUACUUAUCGGCCGAUUAUUAUUAACACAUGGGUUAGAAAGUCUAAGAAUGUUAACAUCCUUAUGUACAAGUAUAAUAGUUAGCGUUUAUGUUUAUGCUUGCUAUAACAACUAUUUCUUACUACCAAUCUCAACUGCAAUGAUAACAUUCAUAUGUACAUUAGUAAUUAUAUUCCCGAUGAUUUAUCGUUUCGUACAACUUCUAUUCGUUCAUCUACCUCUAGUAAAUUAUCUUGAUAAUCUUCUGCAAAUUUUAUUUGCUUUUUCAUGGUCCUAUUUUGAUUUUGUUUGGCUGCAUAUUAAAACAAGUUUCUAUGAAGUUAAAACUCAGAUCGAACUAUCAAGAAUUAAUAUAUUUCGUCGACCUAAUAACGAACAAUGA